Betta splendens (Siamese fighting fish) is the source of this 986-nucleotide messenger RNA. RefSeq names its product COP9 signalosome complex subunit 9. NCBI's taxonomy places the organism in Eukaryota, Metazoa, Chordata, Actinopteri, Anabantiformes, Osphronemidae. The transcript has 3 exons. The record is from RefSeq and is a predicted model, not a curated record. The coding region runs from base 143 to 349 and encodes 68 amino acids. Gene Ontology annotation, biological process: negative regulation of protein neddylation.
UGCAACUGCGGAACCAUUGUUCUGAUUUUGUUUCUUCGUCGGACUUAUUUUCACCAGGCACCAAGCUAGCGUAGUUGGCUCAAGCUGUGACCUGAGCACCUAAAUAUUAAGACGUCUAAAAACGUAGGGUUUCGGUUCAUCGAUGCCACUGAAGGACCAGGCGAGCGCAGCCGCCAUGAAGCCAGCAGUGGACGAGAUGUUUCCCGAAGGCGCCGGACCGUACGUGGACCUGGAUGAGGCUGGGGGAAGCACAGGACUGUUGAUGGACCUGGCUGCCAAUGAAAAGGCGGUCCACUCAGACUUCUUCAACGAUUUUGAGGAUCUGUUUGAUGAUGAUGACAUCCAGUGACCGAGACGAACAUGCCUCCGGGGCGAUGAUGGAUGAUUUCCAGUCAACUAUGGGCCUUUUUUUUCCCCUACAUUUUUUUUGUGGAAAGCAAACCAACCAUUUGCUGUCUAAUGGCAUAUAAUUUUCAUUUUCAUGGUCAACGCAGUUCGAGGCUUUUAAAACACCCUUAAAAACUCAUCACUGGCUCCAGGUGUUGUGAAAUUCUUAAGAUCCCAAAGAUUCCUUCAUAUGUGGUACGUUAAAAUUAUGAGCUCGGAUCGUGCUCAUGACUUUGGCUGUUUCUACGCUGGAUUGCAGGUUUCAGUGUGCUGGAGAACACCUGUUAGGAGAUGAUGGAUGCGUGCUCCAUACGUUGUCAGCCUUAAAAAUGCUGCAGAUGGUAAAUGAUAAAUGAUGGUCUGCUAAAAUGACUCCAUAAUCUGUUACUGUGUGAUAGCAGAACAUGAUGCACUCUGUGAGUUUGCUUUUAUAUCUGCAGUCAGGUCACGACUUUGUACAAAUGUGUAGUAGCUUCUGAUGUAAAUCUGUAUUUGUCACAGAUCAAAUGUCUGCACUUUGUAUCGGAAACAAAAUGUCUAAAUUGUCGUGAUUCACUUUCUGAAUUAAACGUAACCAAUAAACUAUAAGUUGAACAGAA